AUGGAGAGGUCUAUUGGCACCAUGAGCACUGAGCAGCCAUUUACCAGCAAAAAAGAGGGAGAACUUACCGAGGUGCGCUUGCUUCACCAUGGCGAGAAUGAUCUGCUGCAAGGCGAGAUAGUCGACCAGGUUCUGGCGUCAAAGAUGAAUCUUAUCAACGAUGCGAUUGACGAGAUUGGUUUUACGCCUCAUCAUUGGAAGCUGUUUUGUCUAAAUGGAUUUGGAUAUGCCGUUGAUUCCUUGAUUUUGCUCAUCCAGUCGAUUAUUUCAGGAAAGGCUGAACUCGAGUUUCAGCCAUCUUAUAGUACCGGCCUGACAAUUGCAGUGUAUGUGGGUAUGCUCGUGGGCGCGUUGUUCUGGGGUUUAUCAGCAGAUGUCAUCGGUCGUCGAUUCGCUUUCAAUGUUUCCCUCUUCAUAUCAUCAGUCUUUACUAUCGUGGCCGGCGCGUCGCCUAAUUGGGUUGUGUUGGGAUUAUUCACCUGUCUCAGCGCCUUCGGUGCUGGAGGAAAUCUGGUCUUGGAUACUGCUGUCUUUUUGGAAUAUCUUCCUAGUAAGGAGCAAUGGCUGAUCACGUUGAUGGCAGCUUGGUGGGGUUGUGGUCAGCUCAUUGCCGGUUUAUUUGCCUGGGCCUUUCUACCAAACUACUCUUGCGCAUCAGCUGCUACCUGCACUUAUGACAAUAAUAAAGGAUGGCGGUACGUCUGGUAUACCUCCGGUGCCUUUGUUUUCGUUCUUUCUGUGCUUCGUGUUACCAUCAUUCGCUUGCAAGAGACUCCGAAGUUUCUAAUAACCGAUGGUCGUGACGAACAAGCUGUCAAGGUGCUGCAAGACAUUGCCAAAAGUUACAACCGACCAUGUAGUCUCACCGUUGGGAUGUUGCAACAACUUGGGACUUUACAACGCCCAAACCAGGGUGCCAAGAGGCAGCGCUUUUCCUUUUCCGAGUUGAUUUUCCAUUUCCAAGGCCUUUUCUCUACGCGCAAAAUAGGUCUAUCGACGGUCCUGGUCUGGUUCUCAUGGCUUCUGAUUGGACUGGCAUAUCCACUGUACAACGUUUUCCUUCCCACUUAUCUGGAAUCGCGUGGUGCACAAUUCGGAGUCAACAGCGCGUAUCUCACAUGGAGGAACUAUACACUGGUCAAUUUUUCCGGCAUAUGGGGUCCCGUACUGGCAGGCUUCAUGUGUCGGUCACGGUGGUUUUGGGGUCGGCGCGGUACCAUGAUUGUCGGUGCUCUCGUCACGAUGGUCUUUUUCUUUGCCUAUACCCAGGUGCGGACUGAAAGCGAAAAUAUUGGAUUCUCGUGCACCGUCAAUUUCUGUUUGAACAUUUACUACGGUACCUUGUAUGCGUAUACGCCCGAGGUCUUCCCAUCCGCUCAUCGCGGAACGGGUAAUGGAGUGGCUAUUGGAUUGAAUCGAAUCAUGGGCAUUAUUAGUGCCGUUGUGGGAGAGGCCGCCAACUUGGAUACCGCCGUGCCGAUCUACAUCUGCGCAGCACUUUACGCAGUCAUGGCCAUUGUAGCAGGUCUUUUUCCAUUCGAACCCUAUGGUCGACGUAGUUCCUGA
Molecule: messenger RNA, 1566 nt
Organism: Talaromyces atroroseus
Lineage: Eukaryota; Fungi; Ascomycota; Eurotiomycetes; Eurotiales; Trichocomaceae
Exons: 5
Coding region: 1-1566 (521 amino acids)
Biological process (GO): transmembrane transport
Molecular function (GO): transmembrane transporter activity
Source: RefSeq, a predicted model, not a curated record